Molecule: messenger RNA, 2517 nt
Organism: Hemibagrus wyckioides
Lineage: Eukaryota; Metazoa; Chordata; Actinopteri; Siluriformes; Bagridae
Gene: pdcd4b
Product: programmed cell death 4b
Exons: 12
Coding region: 192-1700 (502 amino acids)
Biological process (GO): negative regulation of DNA-templated transcription
Cellular component (GO): nucleus; cytosol
Source: RefSeq, a predicted model, not a curated record
UUGUCGGGACUUUAAAAUAAACUGACUAAUCAGAACGCUUUAGGGGCGGUCCUGCCUCAUUGAGUUGCUGGGCAGAGCGAAGAGAAAACGUUUGCAAACAGAAAGGCUGCGCGUUAGGGCUUGGAGAGCGAAACGCUGAGAGAGGGUUUUGUGAAUUGAAGUGCUUUUUGCUUGAACCUCGUUCUGAAGUCAUGGCAGCGGAUUGUGAGGCAUGGCUGAACGCCAACCCCGUCGGUGAGUGUGGCUUUAAUACGCAACUUAUUGGGCCGAGUCACAAACCGCUCACUCUUCCCUACACAAGUGCCCUCGACACGCUGUUCAAUCUGCGCAAAUCGGACGACCUGAGCGACUCGUAUCAGUCUGGAAACGACGAGAACGCCCUCGGCUCCGGAGCCAACGACGAGAUCAACGGAAACUGGGUUCCCACGCCAACCGGGACGGUGCACGAGGCUCGGCUCAAGGCCAAGGCCAAGCGGCGCCUCCGCAAGAACUCGUCCAGAGACUCGGGUCGGGGAGACUCGCUGAGCGAGAACGGAGAUGCCUCCCGCUCCGCCGUGCCCCCCGCCAGCCCCAAGGGCAAAGUACUGGACCGCAGGUCACGCCUGGGCAAAGGGAGGGGCCUGCCAAAGAAAGGUGGUGCUGGUGGUAAAGGUGUGUGGGGAACACCAGGAGAGGUGUACGACGUGGAGGAGGUCGACAUCCGGGACCCCAAUUACGAUGAAGAUCAGGAGAACUGCGUGUACGAGACUGUGGUGCUGCCGCUGGACGAGGACAACUUCACUCAGACCGUCACGCCCAUCGUCCAGGAGUACUUCGAGCACGGGGACACCAAGGAAGUAGCGGAGUUAUUAGGCGAGUUAAAUCUGGGCUCCAUGUGCAGUGAAGUCCCGUUCCUGGCCGUGUCUCUGGCGUUGGAGGCGAAGGCGAGUCAGAGAGAGCUCACGUCCUUCCUGCUGUCACGUCUGUGUGGCGGAGUCCUCAGCCGCUCCGACAUCGAAGCCUCCUUCCACAAGCUGCUGAAAGAGCUGCCUGACCUGGUGCUGGACACGCCCACAGCACCGCAGCUGGUUGGUCAGUUCAUUGCCCGAGCAGUUGCAGACCAGAUUCUGUCGAAGAGCUACAUCGACGGCUAUAAAGGCAGAGUGGACUGUGAGCACGCCAGGGCCGCUCUGGACCGUGCCGCCGUACUGCUGAAGAUGAACAAGGAGUCGGGACUAAAGAUCGACAACCUCUGGGGCUCGGGUGGAGGCCAGAGACCCGUCAAUCAACUCAUCAAAGAGGUGAACCUGCUGCUGAAGGAGUACGUGCUCUCGGGGGACACGGCCGAGGCGGAGCGGUGUUUGAGGGAGCUCGAGGUGCCGCACUUCCAUCACGAGUUUGUCUACGAGGCCAUAGUCAUGGUGCUGGAAUCCAAAGGAGACGCGACGCUCCAAGCGAUCCUGAAGCUGCUCAAAUCUCUCUUCGACUCCACGGUCAUCACUCUGGACCAAAUGAGAAGGGGCUACGAGAGGGUGUAUAUGGAUAUCGCUGACAUCAACAUCGACGUGCCGUGCGCGUACUCCAUACUGGAGCACUUUGUGGACAAGAGCUUCAGCACCGGCGUCAUCGACAAAAAACUCAGAGACCUGUGUCCAUGCCGAGGAAGGAAGAGGUUCGUCAGCGAAGGAGACGGCGGGCUCCUCAAACCCGAAACCUACUGAGUCCGUCACGUCCCGCGUCCACCUCGUCCGCCGCGUCAGAGUAAAACUAGCGCCGCAGGGAGAGAAAAGUACGGAGAAGCGUUUCCCCCAGAACCGUUUGCCCCAGAAUUCUUACAGUCGCAUACAUGUGCGUAUCUUACAGGUUUAGGUAUUUAUCUCCUCCUGACAAGAACGUAGAGCUUACGCAAAGGAACACGGCUAUGGAAUAACGCACUUCUCUCUGUCUCUCACGCGCACACACACACACACACACACACACACACACACACACACACACACACACACACACACACACACACACACUUUAAGGUGACCAGAUAAGCUAAAAUCCUGAAAAAGUGCCACACUUUGAAAUGACAAGUCAUUCCAGGUUCACUGCCACUCAGCAAAUUUCAAUGAAGAUCCAGAAGGAUAAUUUGAGCCAGUCGUCAUGUGACCUGUCUUAAUUUAUCCGGUCUGUUUAAUCUGUUUGUUUUGGAGGUUCUUCUCCUCUCUGUGUCGAUGAAGUCAGGAGGUUCGUGUUCAAGAGGGUUUUUUUGUUCCUUUUUUCUUUUCCCCCUUUCCUGAUCAGUCUGCCUGAACUUUUUUUCUCGUGCGUCUUUGUUUCCCCGUUCGGUCGAACAAAGACUCGGAAACCGGAUGCAACUGACGCCAAAAUGGCAAUACGGAGAAAUGUGAACCAAUCGGGAUUUAUUUCACACAAACGGUGUCAAAGCGUUAUUUUUCUAUGUUCCGAAACACCGGCGUGGGCGUAUUUACCAAAUGUUUUCGCUCUUUGUUGAAAAUGGUUAAGAAAUAAAUGAAGCUUACGAAAUAA